AUGCCUACGUGGAAUCAAAUUCAAUCACAGUUAAGAAACCCUAAUAAUCCUGUAGUUUUUUUCGACAUAACAGUAGGAACAACAGAAAUAGGUCGUAUGAUUUUUGAACUUUUUGCUGAUGUAGUACCGAAAACAAGUGAAAAUUUUAGAGAAUUCUGCACUGGAGAAUAUAGAAGAGAUGGCGUACCCCUUGGGUAUAAAGGAGCGACCUUCCAUAGAGUUAUAAAAGAUUUUAUGAUCCAAGGAGGUGAUUUUGUUAAUGGAGAUGGUACUGGAGUUAUGAGUAUUUAUGGUGGAAGUACCUUCGCAGAUGAAAAUUUUGUAUUGAAACAUGAUUCACCAGGACUUUUAUCAAUGGCCAACAGUGGAAAAGACACAAAUGGCUGUCAAUUCUUUAUCACAUGUGCCAAAUGUAACUUUCUAGAUAAUAAACAUGUUGUGUUUGGCAGAGUUAUAGAUGGUUUAUUAGUAAUGAGAAAGAUAGAAAAUGUACCAACGGGUCCAAAUAAUAAGCCAAAAAUCCCUGUAACAAUAUCACAAUGUGGCCAGAUG
Brenthis ino (lesser marbled fritillary) is the source of this 552-nucleotide messenger RNA. NCBI's taxonomy places the organism in Eukaryota, Metazoa, Arthropoda, Insecta, Lepidoptera, Nymphalidae. The record is from the annotation of a GenBank genome assembly.